AGAAGAAAACUAGAAUAAAGAAGUUAUAAUAUUUAAAAACCGGAGGUAGGAGCAAAAAAAAUGGUACUAAUACUAUUAUAAUAUCCACAUGAAAAAGAUGAAGUCUUUUCACUGUUUUGAUACAAAGAGAAGAAUGUCAGUAAAUUCUGUCAGUUUGUUUGGAAUAAACAGAGAGAGGCACUCACGUCCAUGGCGCAAAAGUUCUCAUCUGGGAGAAUUCUCUUUCAAUUUCACAAUUCCUAAAAAAGUUGCUAAAUUUAGACCAAACCCUUUUCUUCCGUUGAUUAAUCUCUGUUUCUGUCGCACCUUCGAUCACGCCCCCCAUUCCCACCCUUCGUUACAAAAUUUAACAUUUUUUUUGGCAGCCUCUCAAAUUCAAUGCCAUUCUUACCAAGAAAAAUUUCCCCCUUCCAAGAUCCGUUUUUGAUCGUAUAGGUUGGGUUUUCUUUGGCUUUUGAUCGAAAUUUCUUGGUGAGGUGGCGAUGGAUUCUGUUGGGAGGCGAUCUUUUGGGGUCUCUUUGAUUUUGUUGCUGCUGAUUGAGGCGGUGUGUGUGGUGAGGGGGAAUGUGGUGUUUGAAGUCCACCACAAGUAUGGUAGGGGCGCAAAGGGAAAGGCCCCAAUUGGGGUGCUGAAGGCCCAUGAUUCCAAGCGCCAUGGCAGAGUUCUUGCUGGUGUUGAUUUUCAGUUGGGUGGCGAUGGAUCUCCCACAAACACGGCGUAGGCUUUACUACACGAAAAUUACAAUAGGUACUCCUCCAGUUGACUAUCAUGUUCAGGUUGAUACAGGAAGUGAUAUUCUAUGGGUGAAUUGCCAUAACUGUGAAAAAUGUCCCACAAAAAGUGAUCUUGGAAUAUCCUUGAUGCAAUAUGAUAUAAAGGCCUCCUCCACUGGACAGCUCAUCACUUGCGAUCAAGAGUUUUGUGGUACGGUGUUUAAUAGUCCGAACCCAAAUUGCAAGGUUGGAAUGAACUGCGAAUAUGCUGUUACUUAUGGAGAUGGGAGCAAAACUGAGGGUUACUUUGUAAGAGAUAACUUCAAAUUCGACCAAGUAACUGGAAACAGUCAAACCUCAGCAAUGGAUGGAUCUGUAGCAUUUGGGUGCUCGGCUAAACAAUCUGGAGAGUUAGGUUCGUCUUCUCAGGCUGUUGAUGGGAUUGUCGGUUUUGGACAAGCAAACACAUCCAUUCUUUCACAGCUUUCUUUGGCCGGAAAGGUGAAGAAGAUCUUUUCACAUUGCUUGGACAGUAGGAGGGGAGGUGGCAUAUUUGCUUUGGGAGAGGUCGUGCAUCCCAAAGUAGGCACAGCACCACUCGUUCCAAAUCAGGCUCAUUAUAAUCUUAUUCUGAAGGGAGUUCAGGUGGGCAAUAAAAAUCUAGACCUCCCAACAGGUUUGUUUGGCAUAGGCCCCCCUCGGAGGGCCAUAAUCGACAGUGGCACGACCCUCGCCUAUCUUCCCCCCGACAUGUAUGAGAAGGUUAUCAGUAUGAUAAUGGAGUUGCAACCGAAGAUGGUAAUUCAUAUGGUUGAGGAUGAGUUCAAAUGCUUUUGGUACACUGCCAACAUUGACGACGGAUUCCCGGUUAUAACUUUUCAAUUUGAGAACUCACUUUCACUGCAAGUUUAUCCCCACAAUUAUCUGUUUGAAGUUCGUGAUACAGAAUAUUGCAUCGGCUGGCAAGUCAGCGGAAUGCAGGCCAAGGAUGGGCAAGAAUUGACUCUCUUAGGAGAUAUUGCCUUAUCUGACAAGCUUGUUGUGUACGAUCUUGAUAAUCAGACGAUUGGAUGGGCACAAUAUAACUGCUCAUCGAGCAUCAAAGUGAAAGACGAAGCGAGUGGGAAUGCUUAUGAUGUUGUCGCCCACGACAUAUCUAUGGAUUCCUCCGCGUUGAAGGCUAAUGUUGUAUCAGUUCUCAUGUUCGUAGCCACUGCUCUCAGUCUGAUCGUAUGAGCUCAAGAACGAGGAAAUGCUGCUCGUUGUCGUGUCGCGAACCAGGCAAGAACGGCUGGAUCUUCAAGUUACAAGGUGAAGAAAUAGUGUGAAAUUGGUGGAACUGUAAAAUUUAUUUAUUUUGUUUUUUUCAACACCAUUGUAUCUGCUUCACCUCCAGAGACUGCUGCUCCUUAAAUAUUUGUUUCAAUCUUAUGUAUAUUUUAUUUGUUUUUAAUGGUAUAGAAAUUACACAAACAAUGUAUAGUGAAAUGCGAGCAACAAUCUCUCUCUUUUCUUUAUUCAAUUUAUAACUCGUGUUUCCUCAAA
This is a messenger RNA of Salvia miltiorrhiza (redroot sage), 2259 nucleotides long. Its product is annotated as aspartic proteinase 36-like. Bases 640 to 1950 code for a protein of 436 amino acids. NCBI's taxonomy places the organism in Eukaryota, Viridiplantae, Streptophyta, Magnoliopsida, Lamiales, Lamiaceae. The record is from RefSeq and is a predicted model, not a curated record. The transcript is spliced from 10 exons. Gene Ontology annotation, biological process: proteolysis. Gene Ontology annotation, molecular function: aspartic-type endopeptidase activity.